Molecule: messenger RNA, 559 nt
Organism: Suillus discolor
Lineage: Eukaryota; Fungi; Basidiomycota; Agaricomycetes; Boletales; Suillaceae
Exons: 2
Coding region: 151-441 (96 amino acids)
Source: RefSeq, a predicted model, not a curated record
UAUUGGGUGACUUCCCGUGGGCUAAAUAAUCUGGAUUAUCAUAAACCGGAGCUCGAAAACAAAUUUGAAAAUGAGUCUGUAGGAUAAUCUGUAAAAAAUACUAAACUGCAGACCAAUAGAUAAUCCGGAAUAUUGACUGCAUCCACCACUAUGGAUUCAGAUGACUUGAUAAUUCAAUCUCUAAAGAACGGAGCAGAGUUGCAACAGCAAGAAGAUGACGACAAAGAAGCUGCGCUGGCUAUUGCUGCCACCAUUCUAGUUGGUGUUGAGCUCGCGCGCCAAGAUCAUAUCGAAAAUCGGCAGCCACGACGUCUAUAUCUCUGCCGUCCGCAGCUCCUUCCAAACCCACGGAAAGAUACCCCAUGGCAGGUCCUGUUUGCCACCCAGAACAAUUGUGCAUUUAUCACAACAAUGGGGCUAUUCCAGAAUUCAGAGAUUUAGCUCUUCACAAAGCAUCCAAAUCAGUACAUGUGAAAACAAGAAAAGUAUAUGAGGGAUGUUUGGAGUGCAGGAACGGUAGUAGUAUCGAACGGUGCCAGACAACAGAGUCUGCGCACAU